This is a messenger RNA of Carya illinoinensis, 3776 nucleotides long. RefSeq names its product extensin-2-like. Gene Ontology annotation, biological process: plant-type cell wall organization. The transcript is spliced from 4 exons. Bases 1 to 3258 code for a protein of 1085 amino acids. NCBI's taxonomy places the organism in Eukaryota, Viridiplantae, Streptophyta, Magnoliopsida, Fagales, Juglandaceae. The record is from RefSeq and is a predicted model, not a curated record. Gene Ontology annotation, molecular function: structural constituent of cell wall.
AUGAGGAUUACAGGUCUCGACCCCUUUAGGGGUCGUCUUUGGCCUCAAUUGGUCCUGGCUUUGGCCAUAGUCCUUGUUUCAAGCAAUGUAGCUUCAGUCUCUGGAGAUGCUUAUCCUUACAGUUCUCCACCACCACCUUACGAGUACAAGUCACCUCCACCUCCACCUUACGAGUACAAGUCACCUCCUCCUCCGGUUCAUUCUCCACCUCCACCUUACGAGUACAAGUCACCUCCUCCUCCGGCUCAUUCUCCCCCUCCACCUUACGAGUACAAGUCUCCGCCACCACCGUACGAGUACAAGUCUCCGCCACCACCUGUCCACUCCCCACCACCACCUUAUGAGUACAAGUCACCUCCUCCACCCGCCCACUCUCCUCCACCACCUUAUGAGUACAAGUCACCUCCUCCACCUCCUUCACAUUCACAGUCACCAUAUUACUACAAAUCACCACCACCACCUCCAUACUAUUACAAAUCUCCACCUCCUCCCUCACCAUCACCUCCACCUCCUUACUACUACAAGUCUCCCCCACCACCUCCUUACAUCUACAAGUCUCCACCCCCUCCUUCUAGUCCACCCCCGAAGCCUUACUACUACAAGUCUCCUCCACCGCCAGUUCACUCGCCUCCACCACCUUAUUACUACAAGUCUCCACCACCCCCCUCGCCAUCACCUCCGCCUCCUUACUACUAUAAAUCUCCACCACCACCAGCCAAGUCUCCACCACUACCUCCUUACUAUUAUAAGUCUCCACCACCGCCUCCCAAGUUUCCACCACCACACCCUUACUACUAUAAAUCUCCUCCACCACCACCACCACCACCCAAACACCUUCCACCUCCAUACUACUACAAAUCUCCUCCACCACCUUCACAUCCGCUACCACCCCCAUACUACUACAAAUCUCCACCACCACCACUACCACCCAAGCACCUUCCUCCUCCAUACUACUACAAAUCUCCUCCACCACCUUCACAUCCGCUACCACCCCCAUACUACUACAAAUCUCCUCCACCACCUUCACAUCCGCUACCACCCCCAUACUACUACAAAUCUCCACCACCACCACCACCCAAGUCCCUUCCUCCCCCAUACCAUUAUCCUCCUCAUAUGCACCACCCGAUGAUAGUCAAGGUGGUGGGAAAAGUCUACUGCUACAGAUGCUAUGACUGGGGAUAUCCAAUCAAAUCACACGACAAGAAGCAUCUCAAAGGUGCCGUUGUGGAGGUAACUUGCAAGGUUGGAAAGGAUGAGAUCAAGGCCUAUGGUACCACUAAGAUCAACGGCAAAUAUAGCAUCUUAGUCGAAGGAUUUGACUAUAACAAGGACGGUGGGGCUGAGGCCUGCAAGGCGAAGCUCCACGCUGCGCCCAAACAUUCACCAUGUAAGAUCCCCACUGACCUUCACUGGGGCAAAAAGGGUGCCAACCUCAAGGUCAAGUCCAAGAAUCACUAUGAAGUUGUGCUCAAAGCAAAGCCAUUCGCUUAUGCUCCAAAGACUCCUUACAAGGAGUGUGAGAAGUCCAAGCCCAAGCCAAUGCCCAAAUCUCCACCACCCCCAGUUUACCAUCCACCAUAUGUCUACAAAUCUCCACCACCACCGGUUUACCAUCCCCCAUACAUCUAUAAGUCUCCUCCACCGCCGGUCUCUCAUCCUCCCCCAAGCUACAUUUACAAGUCUCCACCACCACCGAUUUAUCAUCCACCCUACAUCUACAAGUCCCCACCACCACCUUACAUCUACAAGUCCCCACCACCACCUUACAUCUACAAGUCUCCACCACCACCAGCCCAUUUACCGCCACCAUACUACUACAAGUCCCCACCACCACCAGUCUACUCCCCUCCACCUCCAUACUAUUACAAGUCCCCACCACCACCAGUCUAUUCCCCUCCACCUCCAUACUAUUACAAGUCCCCACCACCACCACCAUCCCAUCCUCUCCCUGCCCCAUACUAUUAUAAGUCUCCUCCUCCACCGGUGCACUCUCCACCACCACCUUACUACUACAAAUCCCCGCCUCCACCGGUGCACUCUCCACCACCACCUUACUACUACAAAUCCCCACCACCACCAGUCUACUCCCCUCCACCUCCAUACUAUUACAAGUCCCCACCACCACCACCAUCCCAUCCUCUCCCUGCCCCAUACUAUUAUAAGUCUCCUCCUCCACCGGUUCACUCUCCACCACCACCUUACUACUAUAAAUCCCCGCCUCCACCGGUGCACUCUCCACCACCACCUUACUACUACAAAUCCCCACCACCACCAGUCUACUCCCCUCCUCCUCCAUACUAUUACAAGUCCCCACCACCACCCCCACCAUCCCAUCCUCUCCCUGCCCCAUACUAUUAUAAGUCUCCUCCUCCACCGGUGCACUCUCCCCCUCCUCCAUAUGUGUACAAGUCCCCACCACCACCAGUGCAUUCUCCACUGCCACCUUACUACUAUAAAUCUCCACCACCACCGGUGCAUUCUCCCCCUCCACCAUAUGAGUACAAGUCUCCACCACCACCGGUGUACUCUCCCCUACCACCUUACUACUACAAAUCCCCACCACCACCGGUGCAUUCUCCCCCUCCUCCAUAUGAGUACAAGUCCCCGCCACCACCGGUGCACUCUCUCCCACCACCUUACUACUACAAAUCCCCGCCACCACCGGUGCAUUCUCCCCCUCCUCCAUAUGAGUACAAGUCUCCACCACCUCCAGUGCAGUCUCCUCCACCUCCAUAUGAGUACAAGUCCCCGCCACCACCACCUAUGCACUAUUCUUCACCUCCUUACAAGUACAAGUCCCCUCCACCACCGGUACACUCUCCUCCACCACCAUAUGAAUAUAAGUCCCCACCACCACCAGUACACUCCCCUCCGCCUCCAUAUGAGUACAAGUCCCCACCACCACCUGUGCACUCUCCUCUACCUCCUUACAUGUACAAGUCCCCUCCACCACCGGCACACUCUCCUCCACCACCAUAUGAGUACAAGUCCCCACCACCACCUAUGCACUCUCCUCCACCUCCAUACGAGUACAAGUCUCCUCCACCCCCAGUCCACUCUCUUCCACCUCCUUACGAGUACAAGUCCCCCCCACCCCCAAUGCACUCUCCACCACCACCAUAUGAGUAUAAGUCCCCGCCCCCUCCAGUUCACUCUCCCCCUCCUCCCUACUUCUACAAAUCACCUCCCCCACCUGAGAAAUCUCCUCCACCACCUGUCUACAUUUAUGCAUCUCCUCCACCACCAAUUCACUACUAAGCUCAAUAAGAUCAGCCUCGUAGCACACCAAUCAUAUGUUAGUUUCGAGAAUGCAAUAAGAGAAGGCACAAUUAGAGAAAGAAAUAGGAACCAAGCUUCCAAUCCAAGUUCAUUCAAUAAGGAUCUGACUGCAACGUUUGAUUCCCAUAUACUUCAUUCAGAUCAGAUUGCUUCUACUUAUCUGGUGGCCAUGUUACACACUAUAAUCUUAUUAUAUUCAAGUUGGAGUGGCUCCAGAGGUACUUUACAUGAGGAAAGUCGGAUUAGGAAGUGGGAUUCGAAGUGUCACUAUAAUUUGGAUGUGCCAGUCUGUCAGUACGUUUAUUUAUUUUUUUCAAAUUUUCACUCGGUUAUAUCCUAGAGGUUCCAUCUAGUCAUAUAAAAUUUGUAUAGAGUAUGACCGUGUAUGAUUGUGUUUCCUAUUUAUUAUGGUAAUUUGUUUGUUGGAACUUCUUGUGCUUGCAAUGAGAUUAUUGUCAAUAAAGAAAUUAAGACAGACAUGAGUUCUGUUGCGUGAA